Molecule: messenger RNA, 716 nt
Organism: Closterium sp. NIES-65
Lineage: Eukaryota; Viridiplantae; Streptophyta; Zygnematophyceae; Desmidiales; Closteriaceae
Source: the annotation of a GenBank genome assembly
AUGGAGAUCGCUUGGAUGAAAAAGGCUGCGAUAUGGGCAUUCGCCGGACUGGGCCUCUCUCUGGCCGUCAUCUCCUGCUGCCAGAUGGCCGACAACUAUUUCGUUCUUACCCACCCCGACGCUUGCAUCGCUUCAUCCAACGGAACUCACUGCGCGGCAGAAUUCCGCGUAGCGCGGCGAUCCCUAGGCGUCGUGCCGCAGACGCCUGAGCAAGUCACCUCAGCCAUGAUCGCAGCGGUGAAAGCGCAAGUCGCGGCGCUGAUCGAGGCAGCCGAUGAGAUUAAGACCAACAACGUGCGGGAAGACCAUUUUACAAAUGUGAUGGCGAGGACUUGCGCGCGCCAAGCCACCAUCGCGCUGCGCUACCUGGGGCAGGCGGGAGAUGCGGUGGAGGCGGGCACGAAUCAGCUCGACGUGCCGUACUGGCUGGCUGCCGCCGAUACGCAGAUCGACAACUGCGUCGAUGGCUUCCAGACUUUCUCGCCCGCCGCGCAAGGCUUCCCCGCUUACGUACAUCUCGAGUAUACGGCGAAGAAAGCGGGAAGCACUCUUGACGCUCUCUUAUCCAUCACCAACGCCGCCGCAAAAGCCGCCGCAUCCGCCGCUACCAGCGUCGCGUCAACGGAGGAGGAUGUGGCGCCCGUGCGCGGACGCCGCAUGGCCGUCCGAUCCAGCAGCUCGGGGAACGGCGCGAUGGAUUGGCUUGAGGCGGGCUU